Molecule: messenger RNA, 472 nt
Organism: Aspergillus candidus
Lineage: Eukaryota; Fungi; Ascomycota; Eurotiomycetes; Eurotiales; Aspergillaceae
Exons: 2
Coding region: 133-396 (87 amino acids)
Source: RefSeq, a predicted model, not a curated record
UCUAAUUCGCGAUUUGCGCCAUAUUGGGUAACUGGUUCUCAAGCCAUAUAUUUGGUCUUAAGUUUAUAUCUUUCUACUGGAUCCAACACACACGGCUUUUGCAUCCCAAACAUUUCUGAAACCCCGUCUCCCAUGGCACCCACCACAGAUAAAGAUGCGAAGCGUCUCGUAGCAGAAGAGUCAUAUGAUGAUUGUCUUGCGUGCAGAGUUACAGGCUCCGCUGCAUUCAUUGGCCUCGGCGUGUACAGCUACCAUACGGGCAUGAGCAACCUACAAAAGCAGGAGAAGAUGAUCCUGCAGAGCGCCUCACGAUUUAAGAUGGGACCCCGGCGGUUCGGCAUUGCGUCAAUCUCUGCAACGCUUGUUGGCAUGGGAGUUUGGAGAGCUUUCAACUGAAGCUCGUUUUGAUACCUUGUUUUCUCAAAACACUACAUGUACAGUAAAGGGCGUUUGUUGAUAGCGAAAAUACCAG